GGCGCGGCGAGGCCCGAGACCCUUCCCCUCCGCGCCCCGCGAUUCUCCGGCUCCCCUCGGUUCGGCCCGGCUGGGCUGCUUUGCCGGGGGAGACGAGGUGGCGGGUUUCUUGCAACCUACAAUAGCCUUACAGACAAACACCUGGCUGGGUAUUUCAGCAAUACCAGGAUAAGACGACAUCUUCAGAGAUCAGGACUGAUCUCAAGGAGUGGAAGAAUAAUACCUGAGAAAGAAUACCGGCUAAAUGCUAUGAGGAGGGAUCACCAGAGAUAUGUACAGGAGUGCCUGGCUCGGGCCAUAUUUCUUAAGGUCCUUGACAUGGAGCGUCAUCAUCAGCUGGAAAUAAAAAGGAAUCUUGAAAAUUCUGUGAGGAAAGAGAGGGUUCUGCAGAAGAACAAGGUGGAACGAUCCCGAAGAUCAGUGGAAGGUGCUAGCCCUGUGCACUCCCCACAUCCACCACUUGGUCCCAGAAAUCAUUAUGGACUCCAUCCUUCAUUGGCUGGAGAACCAACUAGUCAUUCACAAAUGAGGGCACCUGGACUUGCAGAUUAUAGCGGUGGACAUCCUUCUUAUCAACACCGAUCCAAGGAGUCUUCUUUUUUUAAGAUAACUUCCUGUCGACCACAUACAGCUCCAGGAAAUAUGCAACACCCACUUCGACUCCAGCCACUUCACAGCUGUGCUGUAGUAGGGUCUGUUCCAAAGACUUCCAGCUCUAAACAAAAGUGCCAUGUGCUUGAAAAUGAUCAGCAGUUAGCUAGUGGGGGGGAGAAGACUGAGUUAAGACUUAUGAACUCAAUAGAAUAUGUGACUGGUAAAUCCCCAUAUCGACUCCCUGUCAUUAACAAUUAUGUGAUACCAGUGCCACCUCCCCCUCUACAAAAAGGAGACAAGAGUGUAAAGGCAACAAGAAGUGGGAUGCCCAGAGGGAGACGAUUUCGCCCCCCCACCACACCAAAUGGCUUAGAGCAACUUUUAACAAAGAAUUCUGGAGGAUUACCUAAGCCCUCAUUACGCAGCAAUGCAUUUGUUACCAUGAUCUUUCUAGGAAAAAGUGUGCAUUUAUCUCAUGAUGAUGCUGAUUAUAAAGAUGAAGUCAAAGUCUGUCAACAGCACUGUGGAGGAGAAAACCUUUGUGUCUACAAAGGCAAGCUGUUGGAAGGAGAGACUUUCCAGUUUGUCUCAAAGAGGCACCACGGUUUCCCAUUCAGCCUCACCUUUUUUCUUAAUGGGAUGCAAGUGGACAGGUUGAGCUCUUGCUGUGAGUACAAACAUCAGAAGCGUUCCAGGCUGGGAGGCAGACACGGAUACUUUGGUUUCCUUAAUGUGGAAGGAGCAUCUCCUUGCUAUAGGUGCAUUAUUGCCAUGGGUCUGGACAAAAAGCCAUCCCCUCCCAAGAGAAAGAUGGAGAAGGACUAUGAGGAAAAGCAAGUGGGUUCCUGGAAAGGUGGAGCGCACAGUGAGCCAAGUGAUAGCAGUGUUGAACAGAAAUCAAGCACAGAUUUGGUGUUAGUCAUCUUACCAGGUCAUGAAGCAAGUUUGGAAACCAUUGAAGAGAAAAUGGAGACUGGACAGGAGUAUAGAGGAGAAGAAAGGAAAAAACUAUUAAAUCGUGAGACUGAAGAUAGUCAGGAAGACACUGGUAAAAAUGACUAUGAUGAAGAUUUUGAAGCAGAAGAAGAAGAUAAUGAAGAAGGACAGAGUAGUGAUCAAAGAAAUGGAAUGUCAAAGUCAUCCCCGGAUGAUGAAAAACUUAAUUUAGACUAUGAAAAGGAGAGUGAAAACUCAUCACAGAAGGCACUGCAGGCCUCUGUCAGUGAGAGAGAUGAAAGUGAUGGGUAUUCUGACAGUGACUUGGAGGAUGACAAACAAGGUAGGAGGUCUGCACAUUCUCUCUCAUCCACCAGUGCUCAGUAUAGCAGUGGAGAUGACUCUGAUGUUGAAAAGAUGGUAGAAAAUGUUAAGGGCAAAGAGGAGUAUGAUGUCAAAAAGGCAUCUGAUAACAAAGCACAUGCACAGUACGGAAAUGAGAAUGGGGAAAAUAAACUGUUCAGAACAGAGGACAAUCAGGAAACUUUUACACUGGAAAAGGAAGGCAUACAUGAAGCAGAAAAGACAAAACCAGAAGAUCUACCAGCAGGGGAAGAUACUGAAAUUUUUCAUGAAAACAUAAUGGCAAUACAGCAUCAAAGUCCUGAAGUUAAUUGGGAACUCAGACAGGCUGGGGCAGUAGAAAGUAACAUAAAAGAAGAUGGGGAGAAGAAUGCAAGUAACAAGAGGGACAAUGGGGAGAAAGAUGUUCUAGUGCCUUUGGAAAAUAAUAUAAUGGAAGUGGAGAACAGAAAUGAAGAACUUCCUCAGAGUGACAAAGGAGGUGCACCAGAUGGAGCUUUCUUGGCAGAAGGAACAAGAGCACUUGAUGUGCAGAAGGCAGCAGAACAAGAGGCACGAGGAGGGCAGGUGGCAGGGCAGAGACAAGCACCGGUGCAGGAAGGCUGUGCAGCUGAGGAGGGAGACACUCACCCUGACGAGGCAGGACGGGAAGCGGCCUGGGCAGGAGGUUUGCUGCCCAAGGGAGAGGUGGUGGCCAUGGUGCCGGCGGGUCAGCUGGCUGUGGAAGGACUGGCACCUGCCAGGGGGGCCAUGGCAGAAGGAGAUGCCAAGGAAGAGGAGCCAGGGAAGGGAGUGCCUGGAGCAGAAGUAGUAGCUGAGGGGCAGAAAGUUGUGACGAGGGUGAUGGAGAGUGUGGGAGCACUGCAGGAGCUAGGGAGUGAGGGAGAGGAACUGGCAGGCGUGGGGGGCACGGCGGGCAGAGAGGCAGACGGGGCAGUGUCUGGGAGCAGUGAGGGAGCCGGGGAGCUCUCUGGAGAAGGGGAGGCCAUGGAGAAGGCCUCUGGGGUGGAGAAGGCAGUGGGGAUGGCAGAGCCUCUAUUGAAGGAGACAGUGGGUGACACCAUGUCUGAGGCAGAGGAGGCUGUGGAGGAGGGAGGUUUUGCAGGGAAGGUAAUCGUGGAGGAUGCUGUAUGCGAGGGAGAGGAGGCUGUGGAGGAUGCAAAUUUGGCAGGAGAAGAGAUUACGGGCGUGGCUGACCUUGAAGGAUUGGAGGCUGUAGAGGAAGCUAUUUCUGAAGGGGAGGAAGCUGUGGAUAAACCUGGGGCUCUCAGGGAAACAUUAGGGGAUACCAAAGUUUGCACAGGCGGGGAAGAACUAAAGCCAAAUGAGUUUUCCCAACUGAAAGCUUCAGGGGAAGAGAAGGCAGAGAUGAAGGAUGCUGCCAUAGGAACAGCAACGUCUGAGACUGACAGACCACCAGAAGUGGAAGAGAGCUCUCUCCCAAGAGCAGAGGAGGAGGUGGUGGAGGAGUCUGUGGAUGCAGGCAAGGGUCCUGUGUUACAAGUAGCAUCUGGAUUAGGGGCUCUGGUGGAGGCUGGAAGGGAUCCUGCAAGUGAAGGGUCAUCUCUGUUGGAGCAGACAGCAACAGCAGAAGACGAGAAGGGUUCAGCAGAAGCACUUUUGACUGGAAACACAUCUUUGGGCAGUGAAGCAAAGCCAGAUGGAGCAAUGGAAGAAGAACUUGAUGGGCUAGUGAUAGGAGUAUCUGCAGAGAAAGCCGGAGCUGAGUUGGGAGGUGGAGGGGUCAUGGCGGGGGUGGCAGGUCCACAGGAGCUGAAAGCUGCAGAGCAGAGAUUGCUGGAGUCUGCUACAGGUUGGGAUGGGAUGGUGCUGGGAGCGGGGAGAGCUCCUGGCAAGGAGGUGGUGGAGGAACCAGUGCUGCCCGCAGAGGGGAGCACAGCUGGGGAGGCAGCUGGCACUGCAGUGGGGAAGGCAGGGAACAGGGGGGGAGCGGUGGGGCUGGAGGCGGCGGUGGCUGGGGACAGACGGAUGGGUGAUGAGGUGGGAGUGUGGGAGAGGGGGACAGGAGCAGGGGCAGGGGGACAGAGCAGGAUGGGGGCGGCAGGGGCGGAGGGUCCAGCAGCCCAAGGAGGGACAGUGCAGGCGGGAGCACAGAUCGAAGGGGAACAGUCUGGCCUCAGUGAAAGUGCCCAGAAGAGAAAGGCUGAGGGUGUCUCUGAAGACGCACAGGGAGACUCUUGGGUGCAGGAUCAGAGGAAGGAAAGUCCCGUGCGAGGAAGCCCAGAUGAGGAAGCUGCUGCCAUGGAUGGGAGCUGCUGUGAGGAUGUUGUAAACCUGGAUGCAGCUGUUGUGCCCUCCAUAGGGCCCCAGGACAAGGAAGAGACUGUCCUCUAAGCUUUUUCUGCAGCUUCUUCAGUGCUGUUUUCUGCAACAUUUACACAUCUACUAGAUUUGUGCCCUUUGGGAUACUCACUCCUUUAUUUUACUUUGCAAGUACAACUGUCUGUCACAUUCUCCUACAGCAGCUUCUCAGAGUGCAGCGGAUAGCUCAAAUUAGCAAGUGUAUGCCAGCCUGGGGAACAGCACUCCUUCGUAGUUAUGAAGACCACAAUCACAAGGAUUGUUCCACAGCUGCCACGCUUACUAUUUCCAAAACCCAGAGAAAUAUUUCAGUGGUGAACUUCCCAUCCUCCCCAGACACCCCUUGCUUCUGCUGGCUGAUAGGAGUGACAGAUAAGGAUAGGUGCUCUGUGUUACUGUAGGACUACAAAUGUAUGUCUGAGUGUAUGUGCUUGACUGUAUCUCCUCUCUGUCCAUUUUUCUGUGAGUUAUUUGGCUUUUUAAACUGUAAACUCUUCACUGUGAGAUGGGGUUGCGUCUUCUUUAUCAUGCGCAGGGCACUUGAGCACAUUGGUGGUUUGAUCUGGUGAGGGGCACAGGGGUGUUGCAGCAGGAGUGGGAAACGGCCCCGUCACGGCAAGUGCUGUGUGCAGGGGAGGCUGCUGGGGAGGGCUCACCAUGCAGAGCCAGGCCACACUGCAGUGCGUUCUCAGAAUUUUGAAAAGAUGUUGGGAAAUGUUAAAUCAAAGCAGUUGUAACUCAUCUAUAUAUAAUGUAAAUGAGGAAAGCCUGAGCCUUUUGCUUUUACUGGUGUUAGGUGUAACUCCCCAGGCCCAUGCAGCCUGUGGUGGAACUGCUGCUGGGCCCGUGGCAGCAUGUGGUUCAGAAUAAGGACGUUUCAACCCCAGAUUGGCUGUGGGUCUCUGCUGCCCUUUUCAGCUCCUCCACCUCUGGAGGGACCCUGAGGUCCUGCCCGCCAGGCACAGGGGUGGUAAGCAUAGCGGCACAUGGCUGUAGCUCGGUUUUCAGAUCAGGAAAGGAACUGAAACAAGCAGGAUUUUGACAGGUUUGUUACUCUAAAUUAUUUAAGAUCGAUACACAUUUAAACACAUACAAAUUUAAAAGCGAUCAAUUUGGUUUUGUUUCCUCCUGUACUAAAGAUGGUUGCAUUUGUAUUUUUAAUCUGGAUACCAGGAAGUAUUUUGAAAGAAGAAAGCAGACAAAGAAGACUCAUAGCUUUACUGUCAUCAGCAGCUUCAACAAAGCAUUGCAUUAAGUGAUCCUUUGUGGUGCAGUGGAAAUGUUUAUUCUGUGCAAGAUAGGCAAUAUUUGCUUACAAAGCAUGUGUUCGACUUCUGAGAACUCAGCAAUGGUCCUUUUAACCAGGGAGUGUCCAUAAAAUCAGUAUUGGCUUAUUCUCUGGACCAAGACAUUUCCAGUGUUGCUCAACAUAAAAAACUACAGUAAAUAGAUUACCUGUGUUUACAUACUCUA
Molecule: messenger RNA, 5688 nt
Organism: Oxyura jamaicensis (ruddy duck)
Lineage: Eukaryota; Metazoa; Chordata; Aves; Anseriformes; Anatidae
Gene: ERICH3
Product: glutamate rich 3
Exons: 17
Source: RefSeq, a predicted model, not a curated record